This is a messenger RNA of Orbilia oligospora ATCC 24927, 1068 nucleotides long. RefSeq lists its product as uncharacterized. The record is from RefSeq and is a predicted model, not a curated record. Lineage: Eukaryota; Fungi; Ascomycota; Orbiliomycetes; Orbiliales; Orbiliaceae. The transcript has 2 exons. The coding region runs from base 1 to 1068 and encodes 355 amino acids. Gene Ontology annotation, molecular function: protein binding.
AUGACAGUUCCCGACCCCCCGAUAGUUGACAUCUCGACUCUAACUCUCACCGAUGUGGCUGUAAAACUUUCAACGGAUCCGGGUUCAUACACCCGUCGGGAUCUCUACGAGGAACGUCAAACGCCUGAAGCUGGUAUCGGAGCAUUCGCUAUAACAAAUAUUCCAUCCGGCACCCGUAUCUUUUGUGAAGAAAGUGUUGUAAUGUUACCAGAUGAAGCGGAUCAAGUUGAAGUUUAUAAUGCGGUGAAGUCAUUGGGGGAGGAGAAACAGGGGAUGUAUUGGGCUCUCGCGGCGUCGACGAAGGCUAGUAGGGAUAUUGGGUGGAUUGAUAGGUUGAGGAAUGCGUCUCAUGAAGAUAUAUCAUCAACCUUCAACGAUUUGGUCUCAUCCCACGAACACGCCUGGUCAAUCUACGAAACCAACCGGUUUACCUGUAAAUCCCUCGACGGCUCCUCGAGAUCCCUGGGAAUAUUCCCAGAAUCCGCCCGCCUAAACCACUCUUGCUCUCCCAACGUCUUUCAUCGUUACAAUCCCGUUAUAAACCGACUUACCGUCCACGCAUUGCGAGAUAUUGAGAAGGGAGAGGAGCUUUUAACCUCUUAUAUCGAUAUAUGUCAUCCGACAGUCGUUAGAAGACAGAUACUGAAACAUUGGGGGUUUAGAUGUCGAUGUUCUGCGUGUGAUAACCCCGAUGAUGAUGAGGAUUAUAGAAGGAAACAGAUUGAAGAUUUAUUUACGAAAAUAAGUAAGAGGGAGAGUAAAAGAGUCAAGAAUGAGAGUAAAUGGACGGAUAAAGAAUAUAAAGGGAGUUUGGGAGUUGUGGCCAAGUGUAUUAAAUUAUUGGAAAAGGAAGGAAUGGAGGAAACUGAUACCCUGGGGGUUCUGUAUACAGAGGGGGUUCGAUUGGCAGUGAAGAUUGGGGAAGAAGAGAAGGCUGUGGAAUGGGCAGAGAAGGCGGUAGAGAUUGAGAAAAAAUGUUUGGGAGAGGAUAGCAGGGAGUUUGUAGCUGCGAAAGAGCUGUUGGAAAUGGCGAGAGGAGUCCAAAGUGCGAAGGCUGAGAGGAGUUAA